AUUCCUCCGGGCAGAAACAACAGCCUCCGCGGCCGCUCGCUGUCAUUCGUCCAGCUGGUGCGGUCGUGGCAGCGGCGGAGUGGAGCAGCGAGGAGCCACAUGUACCCGAAGCUCACCAGUGUGGCGGUCAUCCGAGGAUUACCGGGGACUUACUCAAUUUUCGCCGGACAUCUUUAGCCGCACAAAAGCGGAUCGAACCGAGAGGAAGCGAGCGUCAGAUUGAGAUCUAGAUCCGCCGUUUGUUGCUUCAACCCGCCCUCUGCUGCCUCCUACUGACCAUGUGGUGUGUGUGCGCGCUGCUGCUGGCCCUCGGAACCGCAGGAAUCGGCUCGUCGGACCCGGACCGGCUCAGACAUGAUUCCAACCUGGAGAUCUACAAGCGGCUGUUUGAGACGAAGAGGAAGGACCAGCUGAACGCUCUGAAGAACCUGGUGGAGCUGAACGACAUCAACCAGCAGUACAAGAUCAUUGACAUCAUGCUGAAAGGGCUGUUCAAGGUCCUGGACGACUCACGGCAGGUGCUGGUGGCCGCCAACAUGCAGCCCGACGACCCGUUUCCCGUGGACGACAAAGUCAAAGAAGCCUUCUCUCAUGUGGUGGAGAACACAGCCUUCUUCGGCGACGUGGCUCUUCGCUUCCCUCGCAUCGUCCACCACUACUUUGACCGCAACUCGGAUUGGGGGGGGCUGCUGCGCUGGGGGCUCCACUUCUGCAACCAGACGGGCGUCUUCACCGGCGGAGCUCACCAGCACGUCCUGACACUGAUGUCCCAGGAGCUCGGAAUCACAGAGAAGUCUCCAGACUUCACCAACCCGUACCGCACCGAGCGAGACGACGUGCUGCACACCGCCGAGGCCUUCCAGAAGAUCCUGAGGGAGGAGGAGAAGAGGAGGAGAAAGGAGGAGAAGAGGAAAGAGAUCAGGAAAGGCCCGCGAAUCUCCCGCUCACGGACCGAGCUGUAGCAGCCCGGCGCCACCAACCGAGG
Synchiropus splendidus (mandarinfish) is the source of this 985-nucleotide messenger RNA. RefSeq names its product coiled-coil domain-containing protein 134-like. Lineage: Eukaryota; Metazoa; Chordata; Actinopteri; Syngnathiformes; Callionymidae. The record is from RefSeq and is a predicted model, not a curated record. Bases 279 to 962 code for a protein of 227 amino acids. The transcript is spliced from 7 exons.